GCCUGAGCACCGUCGUCCAGAGACCGGCCAGCAGGCAGCUCGGCUGUCGUGGCGGGGCUUUCUCCCAUUACCUCUCGGCACCGCUCCUACUCCCUUCACCCUUCAGCUCUGGUAGUCGUCGCUCCGGGGCCGCCAGCGCUUGAAGUAGAAGCUGUCCGGCCGUGCGGUCGUUACCGUCGCUGCCUCGGGGUCCAUUACCCUGGGCCCUGCCGCCACCGCCAUGAAGCUGCGAGUGCGGCUUCAGAAGCGGACCUGGCCGCUGGAGAUGCCAGAAGAGGAGCCGACGCUGGGGCAGCUGCGUGCGCACCUGAGCGAGACACUGCUGCCCACCUGGGGGUACAGUUCUGAUACCCGGUUUGCAAUUACAUUGAACAACAAAGAUGCCCUCACUGGAGAUGAAGAGACCUUGGCUUCAUAUGGGAUUGUUUCUGGGGACUUGAUAUGUUUGGUUCUUGAAGAUGCCAUUCCAGCACCUAACUUGCCUUCAUCCACAGAUUCAGAGCAUUCCUCACUGCAGAGUAACGCCCAGCCCUCUGUGGCUGCCCCCUGCAGUCAGUCCAGCACACACGGUGAAGAGCGGGGUGACUCGUUCCCAGGAGAGGCAGCCCAGUCUGAUGCCGGGAGUGAUGACAGUAUGGCAGGGCCCAGUGAGAAUGCUGAAGCUGAGUCCCCUGAAGAUGUUGUGGAUAUGGAGGAAGGCACAGGUUUCUGCCCCUCAGAACCGAUGCUCUGCAGUGAGUCGGUGGAAGGGCAAGUGCCCCACUCACUGGAGACCCUGUAUCAGUCGGCGGGCUGCUCCAGUCCCAGCGAUGCCUUGAUAGUGUCCGUACAUCUUCUCAUGCUGGAGUCGGGCUACAUGCCUCAGGGGACUGAAGCCAAAGCCCUGUCCAUGCCGGAGAACUGGAAGUCGGCCGGCGUGUACAAGCUGCAGUACACGCACCCCCUCUGUGAGGGCGGCUCUGCCGCUCUCACCUGUGUGCCCAUGGGGAACCUGGUCGUCGUCAACGCCACACUAAAAAUCAACGGUGAGAUUAGAAGUGUGAAAAGAUUGCAGCUGCUGCCAGAAUCUUUUAUUUGCAAAGAGGAAGUAGGGGAAGAUGUAUCCAAGGUAUAUAAAGAUCUUCAGAAACUUUCUCGCCUCUUCAAAGACCAGUUGGUGUACCCUCUUCUGGCUUUUACCCGACAAGCACUGAACCUACCAGAUGUAUUUGGGUUGGUAGUCCUUCCGUUGGAGCUGAAACUACGCAUCUUCCGACUCUUGGACGUUCGUUCCGUCCUGUCUUUGUCUGCGGUUUGUCGUGACCUCUUCAUUGCGUCAAGCGACCAGCUUCUGUGGAGGUGUUUGUAUCUGAGGGAUUUUCGAGAUGGUACUGCCAGAGUUCGAGACACAGAUUGGAAAGAAUUGUACAGGAAGAAGCACAAACAAAAAAAAGAAGCUCAGAGACGGCGUGCGCUGUUCCUGCUGCCACCGCCCCACCCCGAUCCUUUCUAUCCCAGCCCCUUGCCCCCCAGGCCCUUCCCUCCCAGCCCCUUGCCCCCCAGGCCCUUCCCUCCUAGUUCUCUCCUUCCGCCAGGAAUUAUCGGUGGUGAAUAUGAUGAAAGGCUCAUACUUCCCUAUGUGGGAGAUCCGAUCAAUUCACUCAUUCCUGGGCCUGGGGAGGUGCCCAGUCAGUUCCCUCCACUCAGACCCCGUUUCGAUCCCAUCGGCCCACUUCCAGGACCUAACCCCAUCUUGCCAGGGCGAGGUGGCCCCAACGACAGGUUUCCCUUAAGGCCCAGCAGGGGUCGGCCAACUGACAGCCGGCCACCAUUCAUGUGAUUAAUUGGUAAUCCCACUUCUGGAGCUGUUUGGUUUUGUUUUCUUAAAACUACAGAUGUCAUCUUAUUGGGGUGCAGACUUCUAGUGUUUUCUGUGGUAGUGAGAAAUGGGGUCACAGAAGCCUUUCAGUAGAUACAAGGAGGGACCCCAAAAAACCCAGAAUUACCUUCUGGAGGGUGGGCCCCUUGUAGCGAAUUGUUCCCCGACAAGGUGAGUGUUCCGGGAACCUGUCUGUACCAGUCAGUGCACUGAGAGGCUGCACUGGGCUUCAGUAAAUUGUUUUGAGGACUCAUCAUGUUUGCCCCUUUCCUGAUGGGUGAUUUAGGAGCGCGCCUGCCCGCACCCUGCUGAGUGUCCAGCAGUUUUUGACCAAAAACAGCGUAACCCCUGUGUGCCACCCUCCCUAGUCACCAGAUUUCGCCCCUAGUGACUUUGUUUUUUGUUUCCCCAAGUGAAAAAGUCCUCAAAGGGAAAUGUUUUGCUGAUGUUGAAGUGAAACAAAAAACAGCAGAAGCACUAAAAGGCGUCAAGAUUGACAAGUUUAAAAACUGUUUUGAGCAGUGGGAAAAACAUCUUGAUGUAUUGAUUGCAUUAAAUGGAGAGUACUUUGAAGGCGACCGAAGUUUAAACACGUAAGAGUAAAUUGAUAAUUUUUAGUAAAUGCAUACUGGGUUUUUUGGUCGUUCCCCCCCGCCCCCUUGCAUAUUAAAGCUGCAGCGCACUGUGGCCCAAAGGUUACUAGGGAACAGUUGGCUGCUGACUUCCCUCCCUAAUUCCCCUCUGGAAUGAAGGCUGUUUACCGAUAAUGUUCUGUACCAGAUUUUCAAAAAAUUUAACUGUAUAUUAUGUGGCAGUCUUGACUUUUAUUAUGGAAAGAUAAUGCAGCAAAUGUUCAGAAGAGCUGCACAACAUCACUUGGACAUUUCAGGAUGAUCAGAGAACCUUUUCAGUAUCAUCAGAUUGUUGCAGGAGAUUUAAAAACUUUUCGUGGCACCCUUUCUUCAAAGGAAAUCAUUUGCAGAGGCCUGAUUGCUAAAAUGAGUGAGAAUUGAGCUGGACUUUGGACACCCACCCGCUUAUUCAGCCUCCUCCCUGGCCCUGCAGCUCUUUCCCAGGUUCUGGGCAGCACUGUUGGAUGGCCAGUGGCAGGAGGGACUCUUGUCCUGUGUCUCGCUGCUUCUGCAGGUAUGAUCGUUGUCCCUUGUGUUCUGAACACUCGGUGCCUAACUUGUAACCUUGAGUAGAGGACCUCUUUUAACAACAGUGUCUAACUGAUUUGAAUGCUGGUCAGGUUCUUAUUCUUCAAAGAUAGCCUCAUAUUUGAAGAACGUUUAUUUUUUAAGAUUUAAAAUACACAAAGUGCAAAGUUUAUUUUUCCUACAACAAGAAAAAGGCCAAACAGAACUGUCUCACCACACAGACAACUACAGAAACAUGCUACAGUGACACAGUCUGAACCACAGCACAGGAGCAGAACACCACUGGUAUCUGCAGAAAAUAUUUCAGAAUAUUGCCAGUGUCUUCCUGCUUUUUAAAAAAAUUGUUUUGCAUAUAAGGAAAUGGUUUGGAAUGUUAUAUGCUACAAGAAUAUUUUGCGUCCUA
Molecule: messenger RNA, 3421 nt
Organism: Artibeus jamaicensis (Jamaican fruit-eating bat)
Lineage: Eukaryota; Metazoa; Chordata; Mammalia; Chiroptera; Phyllostomidae
Gene: FBXO7
Product: F-box protein 7
Exons: 9
Coding region: 221-1819 (532 amino acids)
Biological process (GO): autophagy of mitochondrion; positive regulation of autophagy of mitochondrion
Molecular function (GO): protein kinase binding
Source: RefSeq, a predicted model, not a curated record